AUGGAAAGAGUAUUCGUUUGUGAUGUCUGCCAGAAAUCUUACACAACAAGUAAACAUCUCACACGACACCAGAAGAGUCAUGAAGAAGCUACGUAUUCUUGUCAUAUUUGUCAAGAAAAAUUCGUUAGACAAGACAAUUUAACUCGUCAUUUACGAAACGCUCACAAGAUCUUGAAAAGAUCUGCUGUCGACAAACCUGACGUUCCUGCUGCCAAGAAGAUCCGUUGCGACGAAUGUCCAGCGUAUUUCGACUCACGAAAAGAUCUGGAAGACCAUCAGACACUCCACAUACAACAGGGAGGGAGACAGCCUCCCCCAGUACAAGAUUUACCACCACCACCACCACCACCAGAAGAACCCAUGGAAAUAGAACAGGAAGCUAUCAAUGGAUUGGUUAGAGAAUUUCUGUAUGUACCAAAACCUGGGGAACAGUAUGAUUUAUUGAAAGCCUUCCAACAGUCCAGGAACAUGAUCAAAUACAUGUUAACAUCGGAAAUCGGUAGACGAGGGCGAGCUAUUAAAUGGUACCUUAGCGUUCAGGUGAAGUUGGAAAAACAUUCACCCGAAGGUAUCGUAGACAGAGCAGAGCCACACUUUAGAUCCACGAACUAUACCUACAUGACCUCAAAUGAUGUCAACGAUCACGAAUUGAACGAAGCUUACCAGAAAAUGUAUGCCAGCUUUGAAGAAUUCAUCAGACACGGGAGUAAUUGGAGAUUAAAGAAAGUGAUAAAGUUGAAACUACACGUACUACCUUACAGACCCCUCGGUGGAUCCAGUUACAUCGACCUCCCGCACACUCUACGUAAAUCAAAGUGUAUUACCAACAUUCAAAACACCGACGAGAAAUGUUUCCUAUGGAGUGUGCUUGCUGCUUUACAUCCCGUAAGACAAGACCAACAUUUAUUGGAUCACUACAGACCAUAUCAGGACGAACUCAACAUGACGGGGAUCACCUACCCAGUAACAGUACAACAAAUUGACAAGUUUGAGGAUCAAAAUAACAUGUCAAUCAACGUGUUUGGAUUUGACAAGAAUAUCUACCCACUGAGAAUUUCUAAGAGCAAUGACAAGUUCCACGUGGAUUUGUUGUUGUUGACGGAAGGAAAGAAAACUCACUAUUGUUUGAUCAGGGAUUUAAACCGCUUCCUGUCCAGAACUAAAACUCGACAGAACGAACAUUUCUUUUGUCCCCUUUGUUUGCACGGAUUUAGAAGAAAGGAUUUAUUGAAUGCACACAAGGAGUACUGCGGAAAGUUUGGUACCCAGAAAACUACUCUACCCGCUGAAGGCAGUAUGGAGUCGGUAUUGCAUUUCAAAGAGAUCCACAAACAGAUGAAAGUACCUUUUGUGAUAUAUGCCGAUUUUGAAUGUUAUUCCGAACCUGCACACAUCUGUUCUCAAGAUCCAUCGGAAUCCAACUCAACCGUAACGACCAAAUUCACACCCUGUUCAUUCGGAUACGUGCGUGCUUCAAUCGACGAGCGUUACGACAAACCGCCCAUCAUUUAUAGAGGGUCUAACGUCGUGGAAACGUUUAUUAACUAUCUCAUGGAGGAAGAAAGAGAGAUCCAACAUAUCUUGGAAGAUAUAGAACCCAUGGUUAUGACCCAAGAAGACCAGGAAACUUUUGACAACACAGCAAAAUGCUACCUUUGCAACAAUUACUUUAAAAACAACAAAGACAAGGUACGAGAUCAUUGUCACGUGACGGGAAAGUUUAGAGGGGCUGCAUGCAACAAAUGCAACUUGCAGUUCAAACAACCUAAACACAUCCCGGUAUUUCUACACAACAUGUCCCGGUUCGAUGGACACAUACUCUGUGAUGCCAUAGGGAAAUACAAAGAACAAAAUAUCACAUGUAUAGCACAAAACAUGGAAAACUACAUUUCUUUUUCACUCGGGAAUUUACGUUUUCUGGACUCGUGCCGCUUCAUGCCUAGUUCACUAGAUACUUUGGUGACCAAUCUCAAAGACAAAGGACAUGACAAUUUCAAAUAUUUCAACAGAGAGUUUACGCUACCGGAACAUAGAGAAGUCUUGCUCAGAAAAGGGGUCUAUCCAUACCAAUACCUGACGGACUCUACGAAAUUCUCAGCCACACAAUUACCGUCAAAGUCAUCUUUCUAUAGUGAACUAUCUGAAGAGGAUAUUACGCAAGAAGAUUACGACCAUGCACAGAGAGUGUGGCAAGUGUGUGAUGUUAAACACCUGGGAGAUUACACAGACUUGUAUUUAAAAUGUGACUGUCUAUUAUUAGCUGACGUGUUUGAAGCUUACAGAACUUUAAAUCUCGACAAUUACCAGCUCGACCCCUGUCACUUCUACACUUCCCCCGGAUUAGCGUGGAGUGCUGCCCUUAAAAUGACUGGCGUGACCUUGGAGUUAUUGACGGACAUCGACAUGCACCAAAUGGUGGAAAUGGGUAUCAGGGGAGGUGUGAGUGGUAUCAUGCACCGCUAUGCCAACGCCAACAACAGAUACAUACCGGAAACUUACGACCCCACUAAACCGACAUCUUACAUCACUUCCUAUGACGCAAACAACUUGUAUGGAUGUGCCAUGAGUGAGUAUCUCCCCCACGGUGGAUUCACCUGGUUGACUGACGUUGAAAUUAGUCAAUUAGACAUAUCAACCAUUCCAAAAGAGGGUCAAUACGGGUACAUCCUGGAAGUGGAUAUGCAAUAUCCCUCACACCUUCACAGUAUACACUCAGACUACCCUCUGGCACCAGAAAACAGAUGUGUAAACAAAGAUGAACUGUCUGACUACAGCAAGACCUUAUGGAGAAGUUUGUCAGAAUGUGAACACAAGCACGACUGUUUGGACCAUUAUCAUUCUACACAGAAACUCAUUUCCAAUCUACACGACAAAGAACGCUAUGUUGUACACUACAGAAACCUACAAUUCUAUUUGGACCAAGGUAUGAUACUCACCACAAUACAUCGUGUCAUAAAAUUCAAACAGAGUCCGUGGCUGAAACCCUACAUUGAAUUUAACACCAACAAGAGAAAACAGGCUAGCAACGAUUUUGAAAAAGAUUACUAUAAAUUAAAAAACAAUGCAGUCUUUGGGAAAACAAUGGAAAACUUACGUAACAGAGUCGACAUUAAACUAAUUCAUUCGGAAGACAGACUUUGUAAAUAUUGUGCUAAACCAUCAUUCCAACAAUGCAGGAUUUUUAAUGAAGAUCUGGUUGGAGUACAGAUGUUGAAAACUAACUUACUACUGAAUCGCCCCGUCUACGUGGGAUUUACGGUCUUGGACUUGUCAAAACUCAUCAUGUACGAUUUCCAUUACAACUACAUGAAACAAAAUUACGGACAAAAUACAAAACUUUUAUUCACGGACACAGAUUCGCUAACCUACUUGACCCAUACUGACGACAUCUACGCAGACAUAUUUGUAAAUUUAGAUUUAUUCGACACUUCCAACUACCCUAUAGAUGAUUUAUUAUACAGCACAACAAACAAGAAAGUGUUGGGGAAAAUGAAAGACGAAACAGGAGGAAACCCGAUCAAGGAGUUUGUUGGCUUACGAGCCAAAAUGUAUUCCUAUGUGUAUGGGGACAGACAGAAACGAACUGCGAAAGGAGUUGCACGUGCCGUCAUCAAACAUUGCCUACAUCACCAACUUUAUAAGGAAUGCUUAUUUGACCAGACAGUGUUUUAUGCCAACAUGCAUCGCAUCCAAUCCACACAACAUCAACUUCAUAUCGUCAGCCAGAACAAAGUGACUCUGAACAGUUUUGACGACAAGAGAUAUAUACUAAACGGAAUAAACACACUACCUUACGGACAUUACAAAAUUGGACAAUGA
This is a messenger RNA of Pecten maximus, 3819 nucleotides long. RefSeq lists its product as uncharacterized. NCBI's taxonomy places the organism in Eukaryota, Metazoa, Mollusca, Bivalvia, Pectinida, Pectinidae. The transcript has a single exon. The record is from RefSeq and is a predicted model, not a curated record. The coding region runs from base 1 to 3819 and encodes 1272 amino acids.